Messenger RNA from Naegleria fowleri, 987 nucleotides. RefSeq lists its product as uncharacterized. The coding region runs from base 1 to 987 and encodes 328 amino acids. The record is from RefSeq and is a predicted model, not a curated record. The transcript is spliced from 2 exons. Lineage: Eukaryota; Heterolobosea; Eutetramitea; Acrasida; Naegleriidae.
AUGGUUCAACAUCACGAUACUCGAACAUCAUUCUCUCAUUCUAAAACAAUGCGAGAGGACUCUCAAAAAACGAAGAGUCAUCAUGAAGAGCACAGAUCGGUUUUAGUGAAAUUGGUGAAACAGUUUGGAAACAAACACAAAUUGCAAUUCUUUCCGAGAGAUCAUAUUGCCAGCAAUGAAAGUAAUCUUGUGUUGCCAUCUCCGUUGGUCGUGAUUUUGGGAUGGUAUGGAAGUAAAUUCAGAUUCGUUUCAAAAUAUGCAGAAAUUUAUAAUGCAUGGGGUUAUGACGUUUUGGCAUAUAUUCCCGACUCAUGGGAAUUGUUUGCAAAAUAUUACUCUGAAAAAGGUGUAAAAACAAUAUUGAAUAUCAUUGAGAAGGAUCAGAAAGAAACAGAAAGCGGUUUCAUGAUUCAUUCUUUUUCAAAUAAUGGAGGUAUUUUUGUUUCCAGAAUGAUGGAAAUAUUGGAAUCUUUGAGUAAUGAAUAUACUUUUGUAAAGAAGCAUUAUAGAGGUCUUAUUGCUGACUCAUUUCCUGGAGUGAAUACUGAAGAUUUGGGAGCUCUUGCUGUACUUGCAGGAUAUUCGUACGAUAGGAAAGCUGAAAAAAUUAUUUCAGACAAGACAAGCAUUGGAAUUGUUGGAAAAAUUAUGAGAUGGAUUAUUUAUUAUUUAUUCUACUUGUAUUAUUUUGUAUUUACAGGAUUAUUCAAAACAUUUUUUGAGACAUACUUGGCAGGUUUAAGAAAAAUUACUGCCGUUUUCGGGUGUAAUUCUCCCAUCUUGGUGAUUUAUGCAGAGCAAGACUUUAUUGUGCCUGCCAAACAGGUGCAUCAAUUUUGGUCGACAUUAAGUGACGCAAAAAACCUGAAAUUGAGCUGCUUUAAGGGCAAUAUUGAACACAUCAAAAUUUUCAUUGCAGAGCCAGAAAAAUAUCGAUCAGAGCUUGGCCAUUUCGCCUCUAAAAAUGUUCCACAUUCGAAAAAGUAG